Molecule: messenger RNA, 885 nt
Organism: Suillus plorans
Lineage: Eukaryota; Fungi; Basidiomycota; Agaricomycetes; Boletales; Suillaceae
Exons: 11
Coding region: 1-885 (294 amino acids)
Source: RefSeq, a predicted model, not a curated record
AUGACCAUAGUCUCAAAUGAUCCCACUUGGUGGCCGACCAUCAAGGCAUAUCGUCUUUUUAGCUAUUUUGCAUGUUCGUGGAGCAGUCGGAUGUCGAAGCUGAUGUCUCAAUCUAACCUUGGCUGCGGUUUCGCAGUUGCUGCCUUCAUUGGAGUGACGUAUGAUUGGGCACUUACAGUCGGACAAGAGGUCGAAUUGGUGUGGAGGCAACGCUGGUCCAUAAUGACAAUUAUGUAUCUCAGUGUGCGCUACCUUGGAAUAUUAUUUGCUGGAAUGAUUAUGCUGGGCUUUAUCGUGUACACUGUACGGAAUUGGACGAGUGUUUUUGCAUUUGCAAUGCUGUGGGUCAUCAUCAUGACUCGGUUACAUGUCAUGUAUCAACGAUCCAGAAAGAUCCUGAUAUUUCUCAUUGUCACCUUCCUGGCUAUGAACAUUUUCACCGGAGUGGUCACCUUGAUGAUAACUCUACAUGCUUCAGCGGAGAUACUCGUUCUCUCCGGCACUAAUCAGUGCUUGAUUCGCUAUGCGGAAGAUUCACUUCUGGAUUCUGUUAAUUGGAUACUCACCACUAUAUGGGAGGUCCUCACACUGUGUCUCGCAGUCUGGAUUGCUGCAAAACGCUUCCGUGAAUUGCGACAACAUUCGGCGGGAAGAAUUAUCGAGGACUGUUUCACGGUGUUGAUGAAAACUCACGUGCUUUACUUUGCGAGUUUUGUUGCUGUUUCUUGCUUGCAGCUCAUCAUUGAUUUCUCCUCAAUACCCUUGGCAGAAGAUUCCGUGGACGCUCAACUUUAUGUUGGGUUUCUUCAUAUUUUUUUUCUCGGUCGUGCAGAUGUUUGUGCUCGGACCACGCCUGAUCCUUGGUCUUCGAGAAUAUCACGCUAA